AUGUCUGGAUCUGGAAGCUCGGAGGUGAGAACUCCCAUUUUCUCCGGUAAGAACUACGAGUUCUGGAGAAUUAAGAUGGUUACGGUUUUCAAAUCUCUUGGGUUAUGGAAUCUGGUAGAAAAGGGGAUUACAUCCCCUGAUUCGAAGAAGAAGAAGAAGGAAACUGAAGAGUCAUCGGCAUAUAUAGUCGAUGAAGAAAUGAAUGUUGUGUUCAUGAUGGAUGCAAAGGCUCUAGGAAUCAUACAAAUUGCAGUCUUUGACCACAUCUUCCCUCAGAUUGCCAAUGCUGAUUCAGAUCUAUUGUAUGGGGAAUAUCACGGUGGUGGUCAGGUUAUAUCAAUAAAACUUCAAAAUCUUAGACGACAAUUUGAAUAUGCUAGGAUGCGAGAUGAUGAAUCUCUAUCUGGUUAUCUUACAAGGCUGAAUGAAUUGAUUAAUCGGAUGAAAACAUUCGGUGAAUCUCUUUCUAAUGAAAGACUUGUGCAAAAGGUUCUGAUUAGUCUAAGUCAACCAUAUGAUCCUAUCUGUUUGGUUAUAGAAAAUACAAAAUGUUUGGAGACUGUAAAAUUGCAGAAGGUAAUUGCAAUCUUAAAGAGCCAAGAACAACAGUUUGAUUUGCAUAUUAUUGAUACUACUGGGAAAGCAUUUACAUCUCUCUCAGUGAGUCCAAAUGGACAAAAUAGAAGUGGAGCUCAAUCUGAUCCAUCUCAGUUCCAGAAGAAUUGGAAUUCUAAGGGCAAGAAAUGGAAGUCAAAACCUAAGUUCCAGUAUAAGGGAAAACCUAAAUGUUAUAACUAUGAAAGGUUUGGACACUGGGCUCGAGAGUGUAUUGCAGGAAAAUCAGUUCAAAAGGCAAAUAAUGCUAAUCAAAUAGAGGUGACAAGAAACUUGUUCUAUGCAAAUAACACUAUCUCUGAAUCAGUUGUCAAUGGUGAAUGGUAUGUUGACAGUGGUUGCAACAACCACAUGACUGGAAAUGAGAAAUUGUUGGUUGAUAUAAGGACAAAUGUAGUAGGCAAAGUACAAAUGCCAACUGGUGAGCUUAUGAAUGUAGCUGGAAUGGGGACUCUAGUAAUUGAAGGAGAACUUACUGAGUGUGGGACAGAUGGAUAA
This is a messenger RNA of Pyrus x bretschneideri (Chinese white pear), 1113 nucleotides long. RefSeq lists its product as uncharacterized. Bases 1 to 1113 code for a protein of 370 amino acids. The transcript has 2 exons. Gene Ontology annotation, molecular function: zinc ion binding; nucleic acid binding. Lineage: Eukaryota; Viridiplantae; Streptophyta; Magnoliopsida; Rosales; Rosaceae. The record is from RefSeq and is a predicted model, not a curated record.